AUGGGGCGGUUCCGAGUUGCGGUCGGGUUGGUCGCACUGCGCAACUCCAGACUCGGAAACAACGUCGCGAAAUCGGCGAAGAGAGAAGAGAUACACCCGAGGCCAAGUACGACGACCGGCGAGGGCGAGGGCGAGGGCGAGGGCGAACUCCGGGAUGGCGGUGUGGUGUCGUCGCCUGCCUAUUACUGA
Microbotryum saponariae is the source of this 189-nucleotide messenger RNA. The record is from the annotation of a GenBank genome assembly. NCBI's taxonomy places the organism in Eukaryota, Fungi, Basidiomycota, Microbotryomycetes, Microbotryales, Microbotryaceae.